UCUCCUGAGCACCUCCCCAUCCCUCCACGGACUGGAUGUGCGGCCCAAACGAGGAUUUUCACGAAAACAUCCACCGCAGACUGCGUACCAGCGCCAACCAGAAGGCUGCAACGACGAACUGGACCCGACGCUAUGGAUCCAGAGGCAUGACAGCAGAGUCGGUGGCAUUUUUAAAGUUGGAUAACAGUGUUUAUCCUUGAAGAGAGACGUUAGAAGCGUUUAACAGACUUAACGGCAAUGAAUGCGCUAUCACUUGUUAACUAGAAAGACACAGAGAGAGAGAGAGGGGCCAAAGUGGACUCCCUCCCUCGGUCGAGCUCGUUCCGCCCGAUGGAGGCUGACGGGACUUUUGCAUUAAGCUCGAGGCCCGGAAUGUCACCUGUGAAACGUCGACAUUUCGUAGGAGCACGUAAUUAAGGAAAAAGACAGUGCACACCUGUCUGCGCUUUCGACGACUCAUUUGACAACUUCUUAGUAAACGUGUAUAGAAAAACAAAAGUUAGCAGGUCAACGUUAGCUGCGGGAGGCGACUCCUCGCGCAAGAUGACUAUCAUAGAUAUCACUUAACGAGAGGUUAUUCACCGCCUCAUGUAACCUAGGACAGGUGAACAGCGCACUAUUAACUUAACUUUAACGGACUUCUUUCUUCUGAUGGGUUUGUACUAGAAAGUUGUCAUGUGAUAUUUCGCCAUCAGCAAGUUGACUCUAACCCAUUUGGCUGCGAGAAUUGAGCAGUUUUUUUGUUUUUCAAACAAGGAUUUUUAUUUUUUUUUUUACUCAAGUGUCGCCCUUUUCCCCAUCAACCAUGUCAUUCAAAGACAAUCCUUGUCGGAAAUUUCAAGCCAACAUUUUCAACAAAAGUAAAUGUCAGAACUGCUUUAAGCCCAGAGAAUCGCAUUUGCUGAACGACGAAGACUUAAAUCAGGCAAAACCUAUAUAUGGAGGAUGGUUGCUGCUGGCACCAGAGGGAACAAAUUUUGACAAUCCCUUACACAGAUCUCGGAAAUGGCAAAGGAGGUUCUUCAUCCUGUACGAGCAUGGCUUACUUCGCUAUGCUCUGGACGAAAUGCCCAGCACUCUACCCCAGGGUACAAUCAAUAUGAACCAGUGCUCCGAUGUCAUCGAUGGAGAGUCCAGGACAGGCCAGAAGAACUCACUGUGCAUUCUGACCCCUGAGAAAGAGCACUUCAUACGAGCUGAGUGUAAAGAAAUUAUCAACGGGUGGCAGGAGGCUCUGACUGUAUACCCCAGGACCAACAAGCAGAACCAGAAGAAAAAACGCAAGGUUGAUCCACCCACUCACCAGGGUGGAGUAACUCCAAGCCAGUGUUUUUCCACUGAAGACAUGAAUGGACACCCAGAGCCUGGCCCUGCCAAGGUGACAGUGACCAGCAGUGGAGGAAGCAUCCCUUGCCUGCCCAGCAGUAUUGCCAGCGCUGAGCGUGUCCCAAUGAGCCGUGCCACUCUGUGGCAGGAGGAGAACCGCUGGAGCAGGGCCACCAUCCCCUGCAGCCGCAGUGCCUCCUGUAUCAGCCAGCUGAGCCAGAGCCAACCAGACUCCAGUAUCACUACUCAAGACGAUGGCAGCACCAUGAGCACUGGACGCAAGGUACGAGUGGAGAGUGGUUACUUCUCCCUGGAGAAGACCAAGUCGGAGCCUUCUCCACAGUCUGCACAGCAUUCUCAGCCACUUCAGCCACCCCAUCUUCCCCUGUCCUCUUCAGCAUCCUCCUCCUCUUUAGGAGCUCUCAGUCCCAGGUACAACUCUGAAUCAGAACCCCAGAUUUCCCCUUAUCAACCCUCCCAAGAUCCUCUUCCUUCUCCAGGUGCACUUGUUUCCCCCAGCUACUCCACCAUCAGCUCCUCCCAGAGCUCGCUGGACUCUGAACCCAGCGGGACAACACCCACCUGGGAGGGACACAGUGGUGGUGGAGGAAGCACGGGUAAUGUCAGUGGUGGAGGAGGCAGAGUUGGCCGGUCUGGCAGGGAAUACGCAGUGCUGUCUGAUGUGCCACGAGCUCGCAGACUGAGUUACCGCGAAGCCUUCCGCUCAGAGAAAAAGCGUCAAGAGCUGAGGGCACGGACACGGAGUCCUGGCAGAGAAGAGGUGGCUCGGCUGUUUGGGGAGGAGCGCAGGCGUUCUCAAAUCAUUGGCCGAUACGAGGAGGGUCAGCAUGUAGAACGUAUGGACACAAGCAGCUCCAAUGAGCCCUCUGCUAACACCACGCUAAUCCAGAGACAAGGCCGCAGCGAGAGACGCUAUCUGGCUAACAAACAUGAGAUGUCACUGGAUGCAGGAAAGGACCGUUCAGUCCCUGAUGUGUCCAGCUCCACUUUUGCUAAUUUAAGAAGGGCCAAGUCACUGGACCGCAGAGUCACAGAGUCCUCAAUGACUCCAGAUCUGCUGAACUUCAAAAAAGGAUGGAUGACAAAGCUGUACGAAGAUGGAAUGUGGAAGAAACACUGGUUUGUCCUGACGGAUCAGAGUUUGAGGUACUACAAGGACUCAAUAGCCGAGGAGGCUUCAGAAAUGGAUGGUGAGAUUGACCUUUCUACAUGUUAUGAUGUCAAAGAGUUCCCGGUCCAGAGGAAUUACGGCUUCCAAAUCCUGUGUAAAGAGGGAGCGUGCACCCUGUCAGCCAUGACCUCGGGAAUCCGUCGCAACUGGAUUCAGGCCAUUAUGAAGAAUGUGCGACCCACUAUUGCCCCCGAUGUCACCCGGAAAAACAUCUCUCUGAAACUAUCCGUUCUGAAGCCCAGAUCCCUCCCAGAGGAGAAGGUAAAAGCCCAAGUGAUGUUGGAGCCAUGUCUACAGGCCACCCUUGAGCAAAGCCCCAGUCCUGAGGCCCCCAAGUCUGAUGUACACAGACAGCCAGCAGGCAACAAUGCCUCUGCCCCUCCCUCUGAGUCCCGAAAAAGCCGAGUUCGUGAGCGCAGACGAGAGGGUCGCUCCAAGACUUUUGACUGGUCAGAGUUCAAAAUGGAACAGACAGAAAAGCCUGUGAAGGAACGAGCAGACACAGUUGACCUCAGCUCAUCAUUCUCCACAACUUCCUCAUAUUGCUCUCCCUCCUCUUCCCCUUCCUCAUUAGCGUCCUCUCCUGUCUCUACCUCCUCCCUCCAAACCUCUUCUGUGUCAGGUGCUCACCCACCUUCUAUGACAGAAGAAGCAGGAAAGAAGAAUGUUAGGAGGGAUAUCCCUCCACAUAGCACAACCAGUGCAACCCACAUGCCAAAUACUGUUACUGUUACCAUGACUUCCACACUAAACACUGCACCACCGGUACAGCCAUCGAUACCUGAAUGCCAAGAGCAAGGAAAGAUGGAAGUAGACCACCCAACAGCCAUACAUCCUGCUAGUGGAGAUAAGAACAACAGAACCUCAGAUGUCCAAGAAGAGAUUGAGCACCGAUGGCAUCAGGUAGAGACAACACCGUUAAGAGAAGAGAAGCAAGUUCCCAUCAACACUGCUAUAGGAAACUCUGAUAACUCUGACAGAUUGCCUGCACACGAGCUUGCUGCGCUGCUAGACAAAGAGUUGGGACAGAAGCAGAAGGAGCUGGACCGACUACAGAAGCAAAACAAUAUUUUGAAAGAGCAGUUGGAAGAUGCACUAGGAAGAGAGCAAAGUGCCAGAGAGGGCUAUGUACUGCAGAGUACAACACCCCCUUCCUCUUCACCACGCAGAGUGCCAUGGCAACGCUUACACACGCUUAAUCAAGAUUUGCAGGGCGAGUUGGAGGCCCAAAAGCGCAAGCAGGACCUUGCUCAGCAGCAGAUUCGGACACUAAAGAGAAGCUACACAGAAGCCCAGGAUGCUGUAGACCGCCAUGAGGCUGAUAUUCAGGCUCUGCAGGCUAAAUUAGCAUCUGCAAUGGCUGAAAUCUUGGCUAGUGAACAGGCUGUGGCUAGAAUGCGCAAUGAGCUCAAGCUAGAGCAGGAGCGUUCAAAGGAACAAGACCAGGAAUAUGGCCGUAGUGAGACCACCCUACGAGCCCAGCUAAAGGACAGUGAAGAAAGACUCCGUGAAGUAGAGGCCAGCCUCCUAGAGAGAAACCAGGCCCUUAGGCACCUGGAGCGCCAGCAGGCCCUGCAACGAGACCACAUUAGAGAGAUACAGAGGCUGCAGGAGAGGCUGCAAGAAGUGACUGCUCGGCUAAGUGCUACUGAAGAGGGUCAGGCACUAAAGGAGGAGCGCCUGAGGAUGGAGCAGCAUAGCAUGCAAGAGAGUCAUGAGAGGGAAAGACAGAAUCUGUGUAGAAGAUUAGCUGAGGCUGAAACUGCACAGAAAGAGAUGGAGAACAGACUGCUAGAGGCUGAGCAGCAGGUGGAGGCCCUGUUAAGAGGGAGGCAGGCCUCAGGAGGAAAAGAAUGCAGGGAGGAAAUGCUGAAGUUGCAAGACGAGCUGGCCCAGAAGACUGACAUGGUUGAGUCACUGAGGGAGAGUGUGCGUAGGCUAGAAGAAGAGAAAGGCCAUCUCACUUGCCACUGUCAGGAGCUUCUUAACCAGAUUUCAGAAGCAGACCGUGAGGUGAAUAAGCUUCGCAAUCGUCUGGAAACAGAAGAGGCUGAUUACUACACCCUGGAGCACUCUUAUGAGAGGGCUACCCAAGAGUUUCAGAAAAUGAGCCAGUUCCUUAGAGAAAAAGAGGAAGAGAUCCGGCAGACUAAGGAGAUGUAUGAGAGGCUGGUGGAACGCAAGGAAGAGGACUUGAAAGAGGCCCUUGUUAAAAUGACUGCACUUGGCAACAGCUUGGAGGAAACUGAACAGAAGCUGCAAGCUAAGGAAGAGCUUCUUUGUCAAAUGAGUCAAAGCCUCUUAGAUAAGGUUGAGCCCUGUAGUGCUGAAAAGGAUCUGCAAGCCAAGCUUGUGGUUGCAGAGGACCGCAUAGCAGAGCUCGAGCAGCAUCUCAAUGCCCUGCAGCUGGGCUAUGCUGACCUACGUGUGGAAAGGCAACAAAUCCCAGAACAGAGCAAGAAGGGAAGGCUUAAAACAUCGGCCUCCUUAUCACCAAACUCAGAGCUCCCACUUUCCUUUGACAAUACAUCCAAGACAGAGAACUCCCCAGAUGAUAAGGAGUUUCAAGUUAAGAGACCAAGGAUACGUUUUUCCAGUAUUCAGUGCCAAAAAUACAUCAAUCUAGAGUGCCUGGACACUAGCCAUGUGAGCAGUACCUUUGCAGACACAAGACAAAAAGAUAACCAGGAUGUAAAUGAGGACAUCCAUCUAAGUGAAGGAAACAUCUCCUCUGAUAUCACAUUCCCUUACAGUAGUGACCCAGAGAAGUUCAUCUCUAUCAUACAUGCCCUAGAGACUAAACUGCUGGCCACUGAGGAUAAACUAAGAAACCUCACACAAAAUCUAGAAGAGCAACGAUCCAUCCAUGCAGAUAAUAUGUCCAAGAUUGAUCUAAAGCUGACAGAAACAAAGCCUAACCCCAAUAAAGACUUUAGUUGUGGAAGUGGGAUACAGAGUAGUGAUGCCAAUAAGCAUUAUGCCAAGGCCCUGGUGUGUGUUGAAAAUAGUCGAGAGAAAGUCAGUGCUAUUCUCAGUGGCUCUCAUGAUACUACUGAUUCACAGCUGCGCUCAUUGUCAGAGAUAGAGAACGAUUUGUUCAAUGCAUCACUGUACAUUCAACAAGGACAAAAAACGCUGGAAGAGCAGUCACCAGUUGUCAAUCAAAAUCAAACACCAGAGACUCUAGAUAAAGAAGCUUUGCACCUCUUUACCAAAACUCUGUCUUUUGAGGCAGUAGUUUUGAACAAGAUGGCUUUGUUAAUACAGACUUCAAAGUCUGACCUCCUACAAGCUCUUGCAGAGAUAUGGGAAGACAUAGAGAACAUUAAAAGGAGUGAUAAAGAUUGCUUGGCUGUAGUUUAUGCUGAUGUCUUGACCAAGAAGUUGAUGUUAGAGAGUGCAUUCUGGAAAGAAUUGGAGAAAGCUGAGACAGAUGUUGCUAAAUCCAAAGAGGGCAGUGUUUCAGCUGAUGUAGAUGUUGAUGCCACUGUUAUCUUUAACACCUUCAUUAAAGCAGAACUAGCCUACUCUAUUCAAAACCUUAAACAUUGCUAUGAAGAGAAAUUCAAAAUACUGAAAAGGGAGUUGACUGAGGCCCGUAGUAACCUAAAUCAAAGGGAAAUGGCUCUGAAAGCAAUUAUUGAAGCUUCCAAAAGGCCAGAUUUAAAAAAUGUAAUAAAAGAAGUCAAAAAUAACUUUGGGUUUAGUAAACAAAAGUUAGCUGACAUUUGCCCCCCAGAACUCGCUCCCUACAUGGAGCAGAUUGAAAUGGAAGAGGCUAGAGACUUGGCUGAGGAAAUCGUAGACAGACACUUGGUUGGAGAAAUACCCUCCUGUGGUGUUGACUCUAUUGAAUCCCUGCAAAAUGCACAUGCCAACCUGGCUAAUGAGCUUCAAAGACAGGCAGCAAUCCUCCAUAAGUAUGCUCAAGAGAUAGAAAGUGGUGGAAACCAUCCUGGACUGGCUAAAAUGAUCCAUGCUCUUCUGGGGAACCAAACUUCACAUAAUUUCACAAGUACCUCUCUUUGUAUGCGUGAAGCCCUAAUCCAGGCUCAAGUGGCUUAUGUGGCAUGCAGGUUACGGGCCAUGCAUGAACAAGACUUGGGCUGGUGUAAACAGACAGGUCAGAACAUGGAUGCUCUCGUCCAGCAGCAUGCCCGCAAUGUCAGUGCAAUCCAAGAGAAAUAUGAAGCAUCCAUACAGGAGGAGCGCCUGCACUUCACACAAACAGUGGCCACUCUCCAGAAGGGGAACCAAACACUAAAGAGUGAGAUCAGUAAACGUGUGAACCAGCUCUCCCAGCAGCAGGAGCAACUGGCUCUCCUGGAGAAGCAUUUCCAGAAGGAAACUGAAGAGCUGAAGCAGAGGCACAAGCAAGAGCUAAGCCAAGCAGAGAAAGGCCGUGCCUCAACAGAACUGGCACUCAUGGAGACAACAGCUGAUAGUCAACGAAAGCUAGAAGUUCUGCUGGUGGACAUGGACACCAUGGAGGAGCGGCACGAGAGUCAUGUAAGGAAACUGGAGGAGCAGUUUGAACAGAGGAUCUGUGAGCUCCAGCAUAUCCACAAAGAGGAGAUUGAAAAGUUACAUUCCCAGUAUAUGGAAAACAUUCAACGUGUCCAAGAGUACCAACACGACAAAAAAGGUCUUGAGGUUUCCCAGUCGCCUCCUUGUGAUGAGGCCACUACACCAAUGGAAGAGGAGGAGCAGGGGAAAGGGGAGGAAGCACAAAACAUGUCGGAGGUGGAGUCCAUGGUGGUUCUGAAGGAUCGGAUCCAGGAGCUGGAGACUCAGAUGAACACCAUGAGGGAUGAACUGGAGAACAAGCACCUAGAAGGAGAUGUGGCCAGCCUGAGAGAGAAAUACCAGAGAGACUUUGAAAGUUUUAAGGCCACGUGUGAACGUGGCUUUGCAGCAAUGGAAGAAACACACCACAAGGUAAUACAAGACCUCCAGAGGCAGCAUCAGAGGGAGAUUUCUAAACUUUUGGAAGAACGAGAGAGACUAUUGGCUGAGGAGACUGCUGCCACAAUUGCUGCUAUUGAAGCUAUGAAAAAUGCGCACAAGGAGGAAAUGGAGAAGACCCACCGCUCCCAACUGAGUGGACUGAACUCUGACAUUGAUGAACUUCGCUUACAAUAUGAGGAGGAGCUGCAGUCCAUCCAGAGAGAACUGGAGGUGUUGUCAGAGCAGUACUCUCAGAAAUGUCUGGAGAACGCUCACCUGGCCCAGGCACUGGAGGCCGAGAGGCAGGCCCUCAGGCAGUGUCAGAGAGAGAACCAGGAGCUAAAUGCUCACAACCAGGAAUUAAAUAACCGACUGACUACAGAGAUCAAUCGGAUGCGCUCCUGUUUCAGUGGUGAAACAGCGCUUUCACCGCUUACCCAGGGCAAAGAUGUGUAUGAACUGGAGGUGUUGCUACGAAUUAAGGAGUCAGAGAUCCAGUAUCUUAAACAGGAAAUUCACUCUUUGAAAGAUGAACUGCAGUCUGCUUUAAGGGACAAGAAAUAUGCCACAGACAAAUAUAAGGACAUUUAUACAGAACUCAGCAUUGUGAAAGCAAAGGCUGACUGCGACAUCAGCAAACUGAAGGAGAAACUGCUCAUUGCUACAGAAGCUUUAGGCGAGAGGACUGUCGAUGGAACGGUCACAUCUGGAUACGAUAUCAUGAAAUCAAAAAGUAAUCCAGAUUUCCUGAAAAGGCAAUCCAAGCAAUCAAGAGGCGUAAGAUCAAAGUCUGUCAUUGAACAGGUCUCAUGGGAUAGCUGACACUCCCAUUGCGGGGUGAUUUUCCCCUCAACCCCUACCCCAAGAUGUACUGUAGGUAUAGCAUGAUGUAGACCAAAGCAUGCCCUCACCAUCCUUGCAUGACCCUCCCCACCCCUUCCUUUUUGCCCCAACCUGCACCAGCAAAGCUGACAGUAGUGUCCUCCCCUCAGCUGAAUAUCACAGACGUGAGCAUUAGCAGUUUUUAGAGAUAAUGGUUUGCAAACAUUGUCUUGCUGGUUACAUUUCUCUCCCAUACUGUGUGCUUAAAAGAAUAGUUUGACAUUUUGGGAAAUACACUUAUUCGCAUUUACCGCUCUCACCUCGGUACAGUUAAUAUGAAGCUACAGCUAGCAGCCUAAUAGCUUAGCUUAGCAUAAAGACUGGAAACGGGGAAACAACUGUAGCCAGGCUAGAUAAAAAAACAAAUCUGCCUACCAUCGCCUCUAAAGCUCACUAAUUGACAUCUCAUUUGUUUGAUUGGUACGGUAAGUGUAAAAACGGCAAAUUGUGGUUUUAAUGCGGGUUAAACAAACGAGAUAUAAUGUUAAUUAGUGAGAUUUAGAGGUACUGGUAGGCUGAAUUAGUUUUUAGUUAGUUAAUUAGUUAAAUCAUUUUUUAUCCAACACCUAAUGAUAGUGUUUCAACUUAGUCAUAUUUAAUAUUUAAGGAUGUCACAUGUGUAUUGCCCCCCAAAUUUACAGUAAGCUGAUAGGCAGAACUGUAUGUUGGGUCUCCAAUAGCAGUUUGUGAAUAUCAGUGUUGCUCAUCAGUGGACUAAUGAGCCAUCUCAUCAUCAGAUCAUUAUAUAGAGGAAUAAGAACGCUCUGCAACAUAUCUCUUAUGUUCCAACAUCGUUUUGCUCUGUAAAAACCCUUUCUGUAAUUGUUGUCUUUUUGUGACUGUUUGAAUUUAUUUGUGUAUUUGCGCACCAGUAGGUAAUCUUGUGUGGCAUGUGCAUAUUCCAGCAUAACCACUUUUUCCUGUAGAUCUUCCAUUGAGAUUAAAGUAUGUUGUCCAGAGCAGAAAAAUGUCUGGGAUUGACAGCUGGCUAAAAUAAAACCUAACUGUUUUGUGAUGUCUGUGUGUAUGUUUUUGUUGUCUUUUUUUAUGCUCUGCUCUGCCCACAUGUGCCCUUAUCUGUGAACAAUAAAUUACUUUCUUUUUCUUAUCUUUAACAGAGCCUGAAAGAGGGACUAACUGUGCAGGAGCGUAUGAAGCUGUUUGAGGCAAAAGAUUCCAAAAAGAUUUGAAUAGCUAGAAUCAGAAGUUUCUGUUCUCUUUGCCAACCUUGGUUUUUGGUCAAAUUGCUACAGCCGUGCCAGCAUCAGCUGAAGACUCUUAUAGGAAAUGGAAAAUUAUCUAUCAAGGUCAAUUCUAAACCUGGACCUGCUGCUUCCAUGCCUCUGAUAAAUUGUCAUAUUUUUGUUUGAUUUUUUUUUUUUUAAUUAAUAAAAAAGUCCUAUGUAAGGUUCCUUUAAAAAAAUAAAUAAAUAAAAUAAAUACAUAGAUGUAUAAUUUGUCCAAGUUGGAGAUGUGUCAAAUAAGCUGCGAGGGAUAAAUGACAGCAUUUUUAUUGAUCCUCCAAAAUGCCAAAACAGACAGCAAUAGACAGCCUGAAUAAUAUAUAUUUCCCAAUAUGAAUUAAGUAUCUGCUGUAUUUUAUUAUUGUUACAGUUUCUUUACUUAAUAAUUUUUCAUGUGUUUAAUGUUGCACCAGUUCUGUUGUACAUAACUACUGGAUAUAUGUAAGAGUAUGGUUUGCUAUUGAUUGUUGGGGCAUCUGCUGUACUAUAUGGUUUGAUUGAUAGUGGAAAACAAUGUGAUGCUUAACUUGCUUAUGUAUGAGAGUUUUAUAAAAUUGUGAGUUUUAAAAAGAGUGUCUGUGUGUGAAGGGGGAUAAGAGGGGUGGGAUUGCACUUAUCACUUGACUACUUGAGGAAUCUUUUUUUUUAAUUGUCUCAAAUUGGUGUAGUGACUUCAAGUCAAUUAUUGCGGUGCAACCAAACAUCCUGACUUCUGUCAAAUUCAGUGAACAACCGUGACUUGUUAGUGAUACUGGAUUUUUUUUUUUUUAAACCUGAAUUUGUGUUUGCUCAGUUUUGACUUUGGUGUGAGAAUAUCAUCUCAGAAAAACUAUUUAGGACUUUGCAUGACUAUACAGUAUCAUUUGAAUUGCAGAAUGAUCAUGUUGCCUCAUUUUCCUACUUUAUGCUUUAGUGUGGAACUCUUAACACUAUUAAGCUUUGCUUUGCAAGUCCUACUGUUUAGGUGUUGAGAGAUUGAAAUGUUUUACUGUAAGCGGCAGUCUUGAAGCACUUGGCCCAAUGCCUGACCUCUCACUGAAAUCUAGUUGUGCCUCAACUGAGUGAAGAAUUUAAACAUCCAUGAAACCUGUGCAGCUAUGGAUACACACUGUAUAGUAUUCAAACCACGCCUUGUAUAUAUAUGCCACAUGGAAGACUUCUGUGUUUUGUUUUAAACUUGUACCUUGCUCACUAGCUCUAUAUGAAAUAUAUAUGAAUAUUUUUUAUUUUCAUUUGAAUGUAUAGCUUCAAAUAAAUGAAGUGUUUGGAAA
Molecule: messenger RNA, 10862 nt
Organism: Siniperca chuatsi (mandarin fish)
Lineage: Eukaryota; Metazoa; Chordata; Actinopteri; Centrarchiformes; Sinipercidae
Gene: mpripa
Product: protein outspread
Exons: 26
Coding region: 806-8287 (2493 amino acids)
Biological process (GO): actin filament organization
Cellular component (GO): actin cytoskeleton
Molecular function (GO): actin filament binding
Source: RefSeq, a predicted model, not a curated record